Molecule: messenger RNA, 168 nt
Organism: Trichomonas vaginalis G3
Lineage: Eukaryota; Parabasalia; Trichomonadida; Trichomonadidae
Exons: 1
Coding region: 1-168 (55 amino acids)
Source: RefSeq, a predicted model, not a curated record
AUGCUCAGAUUAUCCUCAAACUCCUCAGACUACUCCUCAAACUCCUCAGACUACUCCUCAAACUCCUCAGACUACUCCUCAAACUCCUCAGAUUAUCCUCAAACUCCUCAGAUUAUCAUCAAACUCCUCAGAUUAUCAUCAAACUCCUCAAACUACUCCUCGGUCUAA